This is a messenger RNA of Neoarthrinium moseri, 390 nucleotides long. RefSeq lists its product as uncharacterized. The transcript has a single exon. Lineage: Eukaryota; Fungi; Ascomycota; Sordariomycetes; Amphisphaeriales; Apiosporaceae. Bases 1 to 390 code for a protein of 129 amino acids. The record is from RefSeq and is a predicted model, not a curated record.
AUGCCAUCCACGGACGUCGGCCAGCUCCCAGGUCCCAGCUAUCGUCAACCGUCAACCGUCUCCAGGGCUCCGCUGGAGCUUGGAGCUCCCUGGGGACCAAACCGGCUUAGCGCGAUUGGGGGGUCGCGAGCAAAGCUGCAGCUGCAGGCAGAGCAGGCCCAGGCAAGGCGGAAGUCGCGUCCAAGCUUGACCCAAAAAUUUCCAGCCUCUCAGAUCAACCAUCAGGAGCAACACCUCGAAACACCACAACUCGCGAGACCACGCAAGCCCCCGAGACGACGCGUGCGCACCCCCGAAGAGGUCUCUCCCCCGCCUCGCCCACCUUCGCGCAUCUUCUCCACCACCGCAUGGUGUCUGCGCGGCGCACCUUCUCGCCGAAUCGCCCUUUGA